AUUGGAUAUCAAGGGAAAGUGCAAAGUAUCUAUCUCAGUGUAUUUUGUCGGUUGAACGGCAUCGUAAUGCAUGAAUUGCUGCACAUGCUGGGGUUGCCCCAUGAGCAAUCCCGACCGGACAGAGACGAGUUCAUCGAAAUAAAUACAACAAACAUCAAGCAAAAUCGUAGAUCCAACUUUCAGAAAAUCAACCCCUCUUCUUUCAACACUCUCAACCUUCCAUAUGACUACAAUUCAAUAAUGCAUUAUCAACAGAAUGCGUUUGCUAUUGAUAGGAGGUAUUCAACAAUAAUAACAAAGGUGAAAGGUGUCCGUAUUGGUCAACGGAUUGGAAUGAGUCAACUGGACAUCAUAAAAAUACAGAGAUUGUAUGGCUGUUUAGAACGAGAAUUGGUGCUUCCACAAAAUGGCAGUAUUUCAUCUCCAAACUGUACAUUUGAUAAUGGUUUAUGUGGCUGGAAUCACACAGAAAUUAAUUCACCAAUGAAUGCCAAUAAAUGGGUUCGUCAUUCCUUCUUUGAGACAUCUCCAAAUACUGGGCCAACAUACGAUCACACUUACAGGACAUUUGAAGGUUUCUAUUUGUACAUGAAAGCUGUUCCGAACCAAGACAGUGUAGCAAGAAUUCAGACACCCCAGCUGCCUCCUGGCAAUUACUGCUUGACCUUUUGGUACCAGAUACGUGGUUUAUCCAGGGUAUCACUUCAACUGAACCAAAUUGAGGAAGACAACAUUUCUGCUGGUUUAUUCUUGGCAGAAGGAAACCAAAACCAAACAGAGAAAUGGACAGAAGUGAACAUUUCAAUCACAGCCACAGGAAAUACACAAAUUGAGUUUGAAGGUAAAAUUGGUAACAGCUCUUCCAUUGAUAUUGCUGUCGAUGAUGUUAUAUUCCUGCCAAGAUUAUGUUUCAAAAAUCUCCAUACUUCUUCCAAAUAAUGCUGUUCUUUUUGUUAUUCA
Messenger RNA from Octopus bimaculoides (California two-spot octopus), 960 nucleotides. RefSeq names its product astacin-like metalloendopeptidase. The record is from RefSeq and is a predicted model, not a curated record. Gene Ontology annotation, biological process: proteolysis. Gene Ontology annotation, molecular function: zinc ion binding; metalloendopeptidase activity. Gene Ontology annotation, cellular component: membrane. Lineage: Eukaryota; Metazoa; Mollusca; Cephalopoda; Octopoda; Octopodidae.